GCUUCUAUCUCAAUGUCAUACUCAUACAUACAUUUUUUAAAAUCUCAAAAGGCAAGGUACUUUAUUAAAGAAAAGGUACCCUCCCUUUCCCUCUCAAAAGACAGCAAAUCCGUUUCCAUAGCAAGCGAUCCUUAAUUAAUUUUCUAUCAGAUAGGAGUUAAGAGAAGAAGGGAAAGCAAAUGGCUUCACCAAAAUCAAGAAUGAUAUUCCGUAUCAUGUUGGUGACUCUACUGCUUCUCCUUCUCUUCUACAUCGGUCGCCCUUUAUACUGGAAAUUCUCCGCUACCGUCUACGAAAUUCGCAACAACAAGCAAACUUUCAGACAAGGUCUUUCCCAAAUUGUUAUACAAGGUCAGAAAUCCCUCGGUUGGUUCAGUGCUCCGGUCUAAUACCCGAAGGAUUCUUCGCAAAGCUCCGGUUAGAUUAUGGUUCACAUCAUAAUUAUUAUUUUUAGGGUUUUUACAUUUUUAGGGGAUUUUAGAUGGAACUCUAAUAUUAUAAUCACAAGUGACUGGUUCAAAUCAUGUUGUAAAGUUAUGAUAUAAUAAUUGGAUCUUUCUUGAAAAAAUAUUAGGUUAAAUUUGUAAGGAUGAAUCAAUGAAAAGUAAAUUUGUUCAAUUA
This is a messenger RNA of Vicia villosa (hairy vetch), 621 nucleotides long. RefSeq lists its product as uncharacterized. The record is from RefSeq and is a predicted model, not a curated record. The transcript is spliced from 2 exons. The coding region runs from base 180 to 389 and encodes 69 amino acids. Lineage: Eukaryota; Viridiplantae; Streptophyta; Magnoliopsida; Fabales; Fabaceae.